AUGAAUCUGCCACUCACUGAAUCAUUUCAAAAAAUAUUUUUAAAAGUUCCUGACAAGUAUCAUCGGCUAUUUACCUUAUCAAUCCUCCCAAAAGUGGAAUCCAAAACCCUCAAAAAGAUGGAAUCUAAUACUGCUUUGAAGUCGUAUAAUUCUGUCAUUAUAAAUCUUACCGCAAACAAUGAAUUUGUCGAUUCUAGCACCAAAAAUACAAAUUUAUUCACUUAUAUUGAUUAUUAUAAUAAAAACCAUUGCAAUAGUUAUGAUAGUUAUAAUAACCCAAAUGAUUUCAAUAGCAAAAAGUUGGAUAUACCAAAAGAUGUUUUGCAUUUAGAGGGCUCGGAUUUUUUCAAACUCAACAACCAACAUACAAAAUUAAUUCAAAACCUUACAAUAUUGUUAGAUUUCUUUAAGAUUGAUGCAGAUUAUUGUAAUAUAUUGGUUGAUAUUCUAAAAAAAACAGAAAAUUUGCAAAAAAUUAAUCUUAUCAUUUAUGAUAGUGAUAGCAAGCUUUGUCUAUUUAAUCAUGAAAAAGUAGAUAAUUCAGGACUUAAUAACGAUUUGUAUGAAAUUUGGAAUAAAUUUACAAAACUAUUAAUCCUUCUCAACUCGGAUUCUUUAAAUCAAAUCAAUAUUAAUUCUGGAGAUUUUUCAGUUGAUGUUUCUAAGUAUUUUUGGUUUUUGAAUCAAUUAACUGAAGAUACAAAUAAAAGCUACUCCACCAAGAAUGCACAAUUCUUUUUAAAUUUUGAGUCCUUUAAUAAAAGCUCUUUAUUUUUUAAAGAGCAAAAAACAAAUUAUACUGAUGUAUUAGUUACUAAUGAUGAGUCUAAUGAUAGUUUUAUUAAUGAAUCUACAAGCGAUUUAAAUCACUGGGAAAUUUUCCCAACUCAAUCUUCAAACUUUUUGUAUCAAUUUUCAAUUGGCGAUGAUAUAUUUUUUAAAGAACUAAACUCAUUUAUGAAAUUUUCAGUUAAUUAUUCAUUUCUGAAUUCACAAGUAGAGAUGCAACCUUUCCCUCCUUUUCUUAAAAUAAAAACAUUAGGGUUUCAAGGGAUUGAUUUCAGCAAAAUUAACGAUUUAACAAACAAAGCUGAACACAUUAAAUUGGAUUUUUCCAAAAAUACUAUUUUUAACGCUAGAAUAUUAUCAAUUUUAAUUAAUUUGUCAUUUUUAAAUUUGGCUCAUAGCCAAAUUGAAGACAUAUCUUUUUUAGCAAAUUUAAUUAAUUUAAGAACUUUAAAUUUAAGUGACAAUUUUCUUAGAGAAGUCUCUUGCUUAGGAAAGCUAAUUCAUUUAAACAAUUUAAACUUAGAUGAUAAUGAUAUUGUAAAUAUUGAUUUUAUAAUUCAUUUGAAAGAAUUGAGAAGAUUAUCAUUUUCUAUUAAUUCAAUUGAAAGCAUUGAUAGUUUAUCAGAAUUAAAAAAAUUGGUUAAUUUAGAAGGAAAUUAUAAUAAAAUUCAGAAAAUUGAUCCAAUAAUUAAAUUACAAAAACUUGAAGAAUUGUCUUUAAAUUGUAAUAAAAUUUCCGAACUAAAAGAAAUAAAUAAAUUAGAGAACCUUGUUAAACUUAAUUUACAUAGAAAUUUAAUCAAAGAAGUUAAAGAAGUCUUUUUUUCUGCGGAUAAUUCGAAAAAAUUUAGUAAAUUAAGAAAGAUUAAAAUUUCUGGAAAUCAAAUUGAAGAUUUGAAAAACAUUUAUAUUCCAGAAAAUCUUGAAUAUUUUGACUUUUCAUGGAAUAAAAUUAAUAAAUUUUCUAUUAAAGAUUGGGAAAAUAUUUCCAAGUUAAAAAUUAUUAAGUUGGAUCAAAAUUCCUUAAAAGGAUUGAAGAAUUUCAAGAUUCCAAACAGUAUUGAAAAAUUGUUUUUAGAUCACAACAAUUUAAAAAAUUUUCCAUUAAAUAUAAUAAAAACCAGCACUAGUUAA
This is a messenger RNA of Ascoidea rubescens DSM 1968, 1923 nucleotides long. RefSeq names its product leucine-rich repeat domain-containing protein. The transcript has a single exon. Gene Ontology annotation, molecular function: protein binding. Lineage: Eukaryota; Fungi; Ascomycota; Saccharomycetes; Ascoideales; Ascoideaceae. The coding region runs from base 1 to 1923 and encodes 640 amino acids. The record is from RefSeq and is a predicted model, not a curated record.